Molecule: messenger RNA, 3378 nt
Organism: Pogona vitticeps (central bearded dragon)
Lineage: Eukaryota; Metazoa; Chordata; Lepidosauria; Squamata; Agamidae
Gene: TPPP
Product: tubulin polymerization promoting protein
Biological process (GO): microtubule polymerization; microtubule bundle formation; positive regulation of protein polymerization
Cellular component (GO): microtubule
Molecular function (GO): tubulin binding
Source: RefSeq, a predicted model, not a curated record
ACCAAUGCCAGGCGGGCAGGGCGGGGCUGCCUCGUUGCCUUUGAGCUGGGUUGAACUGCCUGGAUUUGCAGCUGCUGCGGGGCUUGGCGUUUUUUCUGGCUGCUGGGCUCGGGCGACCUCGUAGGGGGUAAAGAAGUGGGACGGCGAGCCCGGCGGCGGAGAGGGCAGGACCUGAAGCCAUCCUGAAGCCUUUUUUCUCUCUGACUGGAGGACGUGGAGCAUAAUGGCCGACAACACAAGCAAGCCCACCAAGCAGGCGAACAGAACACCUCCAAAGUCUCCUGCGGAUCCUGCAAAAGAAAGAUCAGCUAAAAGGUUGUCCUGUGAUUCAAACAGCUCCCAUGAUGGAGCUAUUGGGCCAGAGCUCAGUGCUCUUGAAGAGGCUUUCAGGAAAUUUGCCAUCCACGGGGACACAAGAGCCACAGGAAAAGAGAUGCAUGGGAAAAACUGGUCCAAGUUGUGUAAGGACUGUCAUGUGAUUGAUAGCAAGAACGUGACCCUCACAGAUGUCGAUAUUGUUUUCAGCAAAAUCAAGGGAAAGUCCAGGACAAUAACCUUUGACCAGUUUAAGGAAGCACUUCAGGAGCUUUCCAAGAAACGGUUCAAAGAUAAGAGCAAUGAAGAAGCAGUGCAAGAAAUGUACAAGCUAAUUGAAGGGAAAGGACCAGUCAUAUCGGGAGUCACGAAAGCCAUUUCUUCUCCGACUGUCUCGCGGCUGACAGACACGACGCGUUUCACUGGUUCCCAUAAGGAGAGAUUUGAUCCAUCUGGGAAAGGCAAAGGCAAAGCAGGGCGUGAAGACCUGGUCGACUCAUCUGGCUAUGUGUCUGGGUAUAAGCACGCCGGCACUUACAACCAGAAAGUUCAAGGAAGCAAGUAAGCUUGGGGACUGCCAGAGAAGAGGGUGUACCUGUGAGAGUGAGCUGGAUGGGCCUCCCCUCUUUCCAGUUGCUGUCAAUGCCUGAAGAACUCUGCUGGCAAUCUGCAUUUGUGGGGAUCAGAACCCAUUUUGACACCUCCUGAGACUCUUGCAGCAAUGCACCACUUCAUUACAUUCCUCAUUCUUUAAGGCAACAAAAAGGAAGUGGCAAAGUGUUUGACCUUUUGAGCAAGAAACCACAUCCAAGGGCUCUCUUCCCACACCUCAUCUAUAUUGGUAGCAAAUUGCAAACAUUCCUGUUUUGCUCCUUUGGCGGUAGUAACACCCCCUUUUCACCUAGAAGGGAGGCUUUAAAAGGAGAACUUUGUGUGCUGAUAGUUUAUUUAAAGCAGAUCUAUUUGCUAAAUUUGAUUAUUUAUUAUUGAACAAUGUCUUAAUAGGAAACAAAUGCUCCCAAAAGAUAAAAAUUAAGCCUUUAACUGAAGGGAAUUAAAAAGCUGUUUGUUUUUGGCAGAGGAAUAAAAGUGCUUAUUUUUACAAGGAGGAAACUGCAAAUACAUUUAUUCCACCUCAUUUGUAAGCAAGGAUUUACUGUAGUUUUUUAAAAAUUGUAUUCUUCAUUAGGGGAUAACGAAGCUCUCCUUUGUCCUUGUUUAAGAAAGAGAAGAUUAAUUAUUGUCAGUAUCUUGAUCCCCCCAAAUCUUCCAAAGAAGCUUUUGUAUUUGUUUCUUCAAACCAUGUGGCAUGGUGACCAGGGGUAAGCAUAUUUACUUGAAGGAGCAACAGAGGUUGGAGGCUUGUUCCAAAUGACAUGGUUAGUUUCAGUAUCUAUGUGUGCAUCCUUCAGUCUGGCAGUCAAAAGAGGAUUUAAGAUUGUGCUGAUAUAUUAUUAAACAUUAUUUAGAGUACAUGCCACAAAUUGAAUUUUCAUUUACUUAGAUGUGAAGUAUCAUGCAUAAAUGGAUACUUGCAGAAGUUUGCAUGAAACAUGGCAGUUUUACACACAGAGAAAUAAUCAAAAUGCUUUGAAAUGAUCUCCUUUAUUCUGGCUGUUCCCUUAAAUAACAUUGUGAUUUUAAUAUUUGUUGAAUAAUCUUUUUAGUCUUCUAUUUGCAAAAUGAAUUAACUCAAUUAUUAUCAUUCAUUCUGUUGUAAAUUUGAUAAAAUCUUUUUGUUAAAUUUUCUACUUAUACCUGUGGAGAAAAAUCAAUGUGGUGUUGUUUUCCAGGUGAUGUAAUCAUCUGUCAUGUGAGCUAUGUUUUGUGUUGUGUUGAAAUGUCACCUUCUUUAAGAGAGAAAAUAAGCUAAUUUAUAUUGUCUAAAAAAACCAUACACCAAAUGCACCAUAUGAAUAUGCUGAGGAAUAACUUUGUUUUAUAACAUGAUCUUCACACCUUCUGGUUUCUUGUUCAGCAAAAUAUUUAUUGACUGCAUUAAUUUAUAAUCUAUCAAAUAAUGGGUGUAAUUUUUAUAGGGAUGUUUCCCAACAGUUGAAUGCUCUGCCUUGUUUUUCAUGAAUUAGAGUACUACACGUGUUCAGCCACUAUCCUCAGAAUCUUCUGUUUUUAAAAAAUAGGAAUUCACCACGUUUACUGCCAUUUUUUCUUAUCAUCUCUUGACAGGUGUAACAUACCACUAAAAAGCUGAUUGUUAUCUGUUUGCUUGCAGUAACUCCAACUGAUUCUUUACAAAGGCUUUCCCAGUCAUUGGCUGCCUGUCAUUUAUAGUUGCUUUUGUUUUCUUGCAACCUAAAGUCUUCUCAGCCUGCUCUAAAAGUGAAUCCAAAAUAAUAACGGCCUAAAUCAGUUCCUGCAGGUGCAGAUAUCCUCCCCUGACCAGGUUGUCAGAUGUACGUCAGCUAUGUCGUGAUUAGAAAUAGUUCUGCUGUGUGGUUUUAUGGAAUAGUGAGUACAGUGUAUCAUGAUCUAUUGUCUCUAGAAAUUGCGAAUGAAAGUGUGGCAAACCUGUUAGGGAGUCUCACUUUAUUACACUGACCAGAAUCUUCAGAUCCAAGGAUGAUGCCUACCCUUGGCUAGCACUGUGGAUGAGAAAAUAGCUCCUCUAUAGUGUACCUAGGAAGAACCACAUUAAAAAGCUGUUUGGAUCAGCUGUCAGGUGUUGAGCCAGUCUUGUGGGAUUCUGUGGUCUUUGGGUGUCUAGGGAUCUUUUAUUUCUUUUGUUCCUUUUCUUCUUUUCUUUAUUUAAAUCAAGAACAUAUGAGCCAUUUGCUCAUGUGAUCCGGCUGUGGGUGUUGUCCGCGCAUUGGAGGUAGGGGUUUGAUGUAAGAAUGGUGUUGUUAUUGUCACCAUGUUCUGGCAUCAUCUUUGUUUUUGUUUUUAUUGAUAGAAAUGUUUUGAUGCCAAAAGGUGAGUUGCAGAAUUCUCUUCAGUGGAUUUACAAGUAAGCUCUACAUAUCAGGUGACAGCCUAGAGCAGUGAUGGCACACCUAUGCCACGCGUGCCACAGCUGGCACACAGAGCCCUUUCUGCCGGCACGCG